AUGCAUAUCAAAUGGUGUACGUCAUGCUAUGGAUUUCUAGACUUACCAUUCUAUAACGUAUCUUUAACUUGGGACAAAAGAGUAGAUGAUUUAGUUAGUAGAUUAACCAUUCCUGAAAUGGUAGGCCAAAUGUCGAGAGGUUCAGGAGGAACCUUUCCUAUUCCCAGACUUGGCAUUAAACCCUAUGCAUUUUACUCAGAAUGCCUUCGAGGUGACGUAAAACAGCCAGCAACUCCAUUUCCAGAAGCGUUGGGCUUAGCGGCAGCUUUCAGUACAGAUGUUAUAUAUAAUGUAGCUCGUGCCACUGGUAUAGAAUUGCGAGCAUUAAAUACGAUGUUCAGUAACAAUGGUUCUUACAACAAUGGACAGGGUCUAAGUUGUUUCAGUCCAGUUAUAAACAUAAUGAGAGAUCCAAGAUGGGGUCGAAAUGAUGAGACGUAUGGAGAAGAUCCUUAUUUUACUGGAGUUUAUGCUGCAGCGUUUGUUCAGGGUCUACAAGGUAACCACCCUCGUUACUUGCUAACAAAUGCUGGAUGUAAACAUUUUGAUGCCUAUGGUGGUCCAGAAACUGACCCAAUGUCAAGAAUGGAGUUUAAUGCAGUGGUUACAAUGAGAGAUUGGAGAACUACAUUUUUCCCUGCUUUUAGGGCUUGUGUUAAAGCUGGAACAUACAAUAUCAUGUGCAGUUAUAAUAGUGUUAAUGGUAUACCCGCAUGUGCCCAUAAACAAUUAUUAACUGAUAUUCUGAGAGAGGAAUGGGGGUUCAAAGGAUACGUUGUCAGUGAUGAAGGAGCGAUUGAAAACAUCAUUAGUAGGCAUCACUAUCUGAACAAUACCAUAGAUACCAUAGCAGCUUGCAUUGACGCUGGGUGCAAUCUGGAACUUGAGCCUCACAGUUCAUUGAAUAUUUACAGCUCAAUUGCCCAGGCUGUAGCUGCUGGAAGGGUUGAAGAAUCAAGACUAAGAGAAUUGAUGAAACCGAUGUGGUACACUAGAAUGAGGUUAGGAGAAUUUGAUCCACCAGAGAUGAAUCCUUAUAAAGAAUACAAUGUUUCGGUUGUUCAAAGUCCAGAACAUCGACAGUUGGCCCUUGAUUCAGCUAUGAAGACCUUUGUUUUACUGAAGAAUCAAAAUAGUUUUCUUCCUUUAAACGGAAGUCACUUUUCCAAAAUGGCGGUAAUUGGACCUAUGGCAGACAACCCAGAUGCUCAAACUGGUGACUAUUCUUCUCCUUUGGACUAA
Patella vulgata (common limpet) is the source of this 1242-nucleotide messenger RNA. RefSeq lists its product as uncharacterized. Bases 1 to 1242 code for a protein of 413 amino acids. Gene Ontology annotation, molecular function: alpha-L-arabinofuranosidase activity; xylan 1,4-beta-xylosidase activity. The record is from RefSeq and is a predicted model, not a curated record. The transcript has 9 exons. Gene Ontology annotation, cellular component: plant-type cell wall. Lineage: Eukaryota; Metazoa; Mollusca; Gastropoda; Patellidae. Gene Ontology annotation, biological process: xylan catabolic process; arabinan catabolic process.